Molecule: messenger RNA, 963 nt
Organism: Zingiber officinale
Lineage: Eukaryota; Viridiplantae; Streptophyta; Magnoliopsida; Zingiberales; Zingiberaceae
Product: non-specific lipid transfer protein GPI-anchored 13-like
Exons: 3
Coding region: 79-696 (205 amino acids)
Biological process (GO): lipid transport
Molecular function (GO): lipid binding
Source: RefSeq, a predicted model, not a curated record
AAUAUGCCUUCCGCUCACCAGUCCUCUCCGGCUCCUGCGCCUCCCCUCUAAGUCUCUUACAUGUAUCUUUGAUCAAACAUGGCUCCGUUAAGCCUUAGCUCGAAUUACAAGUACUGGAUGCUGGUUGUCGUGCUGCUCCUGGGGGUGGUGGAGCCGCCGCCGGCCCGGUCUGACUUCGCGAGCGACCGGGAGGAGUGCUCGAGCCAGCUGCCGGCGGUGCAGACGUGCCUACAGUACGUGCAGGGUAAGGCGGCGGCGCCGACGCCGAACUGCUGCUCCGGGCUGAAGCAGGUGGUGGCAGCGAACAGCAUCAAGUGCCUCUGCAUGAUCGUCAGGGACCGCAACGAACCGCAGCUCGGCCUGACGAUCAACGCCUCCCUUGCGCUCGGCCUGCCGUCCAAGUGCAGCGUGCAGUCCAACGUCUCCGACUGCCCCAGAUUACUAAACCUAGCGCCUAAUUCGACGGAUGCUCAAAUUUUCGAACAAUAUGCAAAGGAUCAUCCAGAUGCAGACUCUGCUGCCGGUGCCUUAGGUAAUAAUAAUAGCACGGCGACGAGCAGCAGCAGAGAGAACGAGAGGAGCUCCAGAUUAACCAUGGCGAUGAGUUUGGCCUUCCUCAUUCUUCUCCAUGUCAGAGUCCAAGUUAGAAGGAAAGAACAUGCCCAGAUUAAUGUUUCGGGUUUGAUUUGUGGAUGAGUAAAAAAUAAGAGAACAAAAAAUAUUAUUGCAAACGCAGUGGACGAGAAUAAAAUUUACAUCCUUUGUGUACCUUAUCAUGGUAGGAUUCAAGAAAAACAAUGAUAUAAAUUCGAGCAACAACACUUGUUACAAAGAUCAAGAAUCUUGGACUUUCUUUUUGAUGUCAUAAGUGACUUGCGAUUCCCUAGAACAUUCAUUACAUGGAUAAGGAGUUGCAUCACCGCUACUUCUUUCUCCCUAAUAAUUAAUGAAGAUAUUUAUGAA